Molecule: messenger RNA, 1686 nt
Organism: Rhagoletis pomonella (apple maggot)
Lineage: Eukaryota; Metazoa; Arthropoda; Insecta; Diptera; Tephritidae
Product: UDP-N-acetylglucosamine--peptide N-acetylglucosaminyltransferase 110 kDa subunit-like
Exons: 2
Coding region: 240-1604 (454 amino acids)
Biological process (GO): protein O-linked glycosylation
Molecular function (GO): protein N-acetylglucosaminyltransferase activity; protein binding
Source: RefSeq, a predicted model, not a curated record
UCAUAUGAUUAUGUUUGCAGGUUAAAGAAGCGGAAGAUUGUUAUAACACAGCUUUACGUUUAUGCCCAAACCAUGCUGAUUCUUUGAACAACUUGGCAAAUAUCAAACGUGAACAAGGAUAUAUUGAGGAAGCGACGCGCUUAUAUUUGAAGGCGCUGGAAGUAUUUCCAGACUUCGCAGCAGCACACUCCAACUUGGCUUCAGUUCUUCAGCAGCAAGGAAAAUUAAAAGAGGCUUUAAUGCAUUACAAAGAAGCAAUUCGUAUUCAACCAACUUUUGCUGAUGCAUAUUCCAACAUGGGAAACACAUUAAAAGAGCUUCAGGAUAUAAAUGGUGCUCUCCAAUGUUACACACGUGCGAUUCAAAUAAAUCCUGCAUUUGCUGAUGCACAUAGCAACCUCGCCAGUAUACAUAAGGAUUCGGGAAAUAUUCCAGAUGCCAUACAGUCGUACAGAACAGCAUUGAAAUUAAAACCUGAUUUUCCCGAUGCUUAUUGCAAUUUAGCUCAUUGUUUACAAAUUGUAUGUGACUGGACAGACUACGACGCUCGAAUGAAAAAACUUAUUAGCAUUGUAGCAGAACAGCUUGAGAAAAAUCGAUUACCUUCCGUUCAUCCACAUCAUUCAAUGCUUUAUCCACUAUCACAUGAGUUCCGCAAAGCUAUUGCUACCAGGCAUGCAAAUCUGUGUUUAGAAAAGAUUCAUGUGCUACACAAACCGGCAUAUAAGUUUUCACAUGAUUUGCCUACAGAUGGGAGGCUACGUAUUGGAUAUGUAAGCUCAGACUUUGGCAACCAUCCUACCUCCCAUUUAAUGCAAUCAAUCCCAGGACUUCAUGAUAAAACAUGUGUCGAGAUAUUUUGUUAUGCGUUAAGCUCAGAUGAUGGGACAACCUUCCGAUAUAAAAUUAUACGUGAAGCCGAACAUUUUGUAGAUUUGUCCCAAAUUCAGUGCAAUGGUAAAGCCGCUGAUCGCAUUUACUCUGAUGGAAUUCACAUAUUAGUGAAUAUGAAUGGAUAUACCAAAGGUGCACGCAACGAAAUCUUCGCUUUACGCCCUGCGCCAGUGCAAGUUAUGUGGCUCGGAUACCCGGGAACUAGUGGCGCUAGUUUUAUGGACUACAUUAUAACAGACCCUGUUACUAGUCCCAUGGAGCUUGCUUCGCAAUACAGUGAAAAGCUUGCGUAUAUGCCGAACACGUAUUUCAUUGGCGAUCACAAGCAAAUGUUUCCUCAUCUUAAGGAACGAAUUAUUGUAUGUGACAAACAGCAAUCAACUGUGGCAGACAAUAUCGCCGUUAUAAACGCUGCAGACUUAUCACCACUGGUAGAAAGUGCAGAUGUUAAAGAAGUUAGAGAAAUAGUAAAUGUGCAAAAGCCAGUGGAAAUUACACAUAAGGUUGCAGAACUCCCAAAUACUACUCAAAUUGUAUCAAUGAUUGCAUCCGGUCAAGUCCAGACCUCUCUUAAUGGCAUUGUUGUUCAAAACGGGUUAGCUACCACGCAAACAAAUAACAAAGCCGCAACUGGAGAGGAAGUUCCUCAAAAUAUUGUUAUAACAACUCGGCGCCAAUAUUUAUUACCCGAUGACGCAAUAGUUUAUUAGUGUGCCAAAUUCAGUGCUAUGGCUACUGAGGUUUCCUGCCGUUGGAGAACAGAAUAUAAAGAAAUCGGUUGAAGCCGUUGGU